GACGUCAUCCGGGCGCGCCCCCGCCGGCCGGCCGGGGCACGAUGGUGGCGGGCGCGUUCCCGCUGGCCAAGCUGCUGACGCUGGGCGCGCGCCAGCUCAGCCGCCCCCUGGCCGCGCGCAUCAAGGCGGGGGCGCGCGCGUCGCCGUUCUUCCGCACCUACAUCUGCCUGCCCCCCGCGCAGCUUUACCACUGGGUGGAGAUGCGCACCAAGAUGCGCCUCCUGGGUUUCCGCGGCGCCGCCGUCAAGCCGCUCAACGAGGAGGCGGCGGCCGAGCUGGGGGCGGAGCUUCUGGGCGAGGCGCUCGUGUUCGGCGUGGGCGGGCUCUGCCUCUACCUCGAGUACCUGCGGCAGGCGGGGCAGGGCCGGCGGCGCGAGGAGCACCUGGACCACGCCCUGGCCGAGCUGCGCCAGCACCUGGACGAGCUCAGGGCGGAGCUGGAGGCCAUGCGGGGGCGGGGAGGGGCGGGGCUUGAUGAGGGAGGGGCGGGGCUUGAGUUGGGAGGGGCUGGGCACGCCCUGGGUGGAGCUGGAAGUGCCCAGGGAGGGGUUGGACACACCCAGGGAGGGGCGGGGCAUGGCCUGGGAGGGGCGGAGCAUAACCAGGGAGGGGUUGGACACACCCAGGGAGGGGCGGGGCAUAACCAGGGAGGGGUUGGACACACCCAGGGAGGGGCGGGGCAUAACCAGAGAGGGGCGGGGCAUAAUCAAGGACACGCUCAAGGAGGGGUGGGACAUAACCAGGGUGGACACGCCCAGCAAGGGGUGGGGCACAUCCAGGGAAGGGAUGGACACGCCCAGGGAACCUCAAGCCACUCCCAUGUAAGCUCAGGCCACGCCCAGUGUGAAGGUGGACACGCCCAGGGUGGAGCUGGACACGCCCAUGAAUGCUCAGGCCACGCCCAUGGAAGCCCAGGCCACGCCCCCAGCAAAGCUGUGAAUGGCGCUGCUGGAUCUGGACACGCCCCCGCUGGAUCAGGCCACGCCCCCCCACAUUAAACCGGCUCUGUGUGUUCUGUUCUGUGCCUUUAAGGGGCGGGGCUAAUGCAGAGGGUGGGCGUGGUCAGGUUUGGCGUGGCCAACAUGAAGGGGCGGGGCCGCACGACGAGGAGCGCUGUGAUUGGGGGGCAGGUGCUGAUGGCUCUGUGGAGUGGGCGUGGUUUCCUCUGAGGGGCGUGGCCAUCCAAGCCCCGCCCCCAAACAAAACCAUUUACAUUUAAUUUAAAUUUUUCCCGUAAAAAAACCGUUUAUUGGUGCAAAUAAAGUGAAAAAAC
Molecule: messenger RNA, 1273 nt
Organism: Zonotrichia leucophrys gambelii
Lineage: Eukaryota; Metazoa; Chordata; Aves; Passeriformes; Passerellidae
Gene: OPA3
Product: outer mitochondrial membrane lipid metabolism regulator OPA3
Exons: 2
Coding region: 42-998 (318 amino acids)
Biological process (GO): regulation of lipid metabolic process
Cellular component (GO): mitochondrion
Source: RefSeq, a predicted model, not a curated record